Messenger RNA from Anopheles moucheti, 5370 nucleotides. It is a transcript of the gene Galphai, whose product is annotated as G protein alpha i subunit. The transcript is spliced from 5 exons. Gene Ontology annotation, biological process: adenylate cyclase-modulating G protein-coupled receptor signaling pathway. The coding region runs from base 1170 to 2234 and encodes 354 amino acids. The record is from RefSeq and is a predicted model, not a curated record. Gene Ontology annotation, cellular component: heterotrimeric G-protein complex. Gene Ontology annotation, molecular function: G-protein beta/gamma-subunit complex binding; GTP binding; G protein-coupled receptor binding. NCBI's taxonomy places the organism in Eukaryota, Metazoa, Arthropoda, Insecta, Diptera, Culicidae.
GCGUGUGUUUUUCGAGCCGCGUCAAUUCACCCUUAGCAAAACGGAAAAUCUUGUUGCGGCACAAUUUACUUGGUGCGGUUUUUCGUUUAACUAAAGCACAAUUCGAGAUUUCGAGAGUUCUGGUUUAAAUUAAACCACCCACCCCGAUAUCUUCCAUCCACAUCCAAACGGUUUCGCGUGAAUGCAUAUAGUUCCAACGCACAAAUAUUCGCUCUUUAUCGCAAAAGCGUUGUUCCAGCGAUGGUGUGAGCUGUUAGCAGUUAAGGGUCCCAAGUAAAGUGAAGUGUUUUUUGCGACGCCCGUUGCGUGUUUGUGCGACGGAAGUGAUACACAGCCGCGGUAUUCACCGAGAGGAACGCCCAACCAUUCGGACGACGUAGACCUGCUGCGUUAUCUGCAUUCCAGCAGAGAAGUGCGUGUGCAACAAGUGGCCGGAAAAAAGGGCUACAAUCUCGUUUAUCCGCAAAAUUGCUGACUGUGUGUUGAAUAGCGGCAGUGGUCGCCGCGCGUGUGUUAAUUUUCUACCCUUGGUACUUUUGGUGCGUGUGCUGUUUUUCUCGCUUUAAUUUCUGGCGACGUAAAUCCCCUAGAAAGUGGUUAAUUUUUUGGAAGUCAUCUUUACCAUCGUUUGUGCAAGGGAGUCGUCUGACCGCGGGAGAGAAGCGUGUAAAAAAGUGAAAUCAUCAUAUCUUGUGCGGGUGGUGCGAGCUUUUUUUUUCUUCCCCGUUUUUUGGGGUGGUUUUGUUUGACGCCAAAGAAGUAACGGUACGAGAGCGGCCGAAGGAAGGUCCAAAGGUGCGGUGGGAGCCUGUGUAUAAUGUGCAGCACGGCAGAAGCAGCAUUUGCGGCAGCUUGGGUUGGUUUGUGAUGAGCUGAUUUUCGAGAGCGAAUUCCGACUGCGUGAAGAAAAAUCAACGGACGGAUGAAAAGUGCUCCCAAAGUGAAGUGAAAAAAAGGGAAAAAAGCGUUUCAGUGAGCAGCGAAUCAAGAAAGAAGCAGAAAAAACGCCGCCUAUUGUGGAAAAGAAAGAGGAGAAACAAGAGCAACAGAAGCAACAAAAAAAAAAGAAUCGUGCAACACAGUGCUAAGCGUCUGUGCGUGCGUUGCAGUGGUAGUGGUGGUUGUGUAUUGUUGGCGUCGCGGCUUCGGUGUGUUGAAAUCAAAUCAAAAUGGGUUGUGCAGUGAGUAGAGAUAAGGAAGCCAUCGAGCGGUCGAAAAAUAUUGACCGUGCGCUACGUGCCGAUGGUGAAAGGGCGGCCAGCGAGGUGAAGCUGUUGCUUUUAGGAGCGGGCGAGUCGGGCAAAUCUACGAUCGUAAAACAGAUGAAAAUCAUACACGAAACUGGGUACUCGCUGGAGGAAUGCGAACAAUAUCGGCCGGUCGUGUACAGCAACACCAUACAGAGCCUGAUGGCGAUCAUUCGGGCGAUGGGGCAGCUGCGGAUCGAUUUUGCCGACCCGAGCAAAACGGAUAUCGCGCGCCAAUUCUUCACGUACGCAUCGGCAACGGAAGCGGAAGGUGAGCUGACACCGGAACUGGUCGCGCUGAUGAAAAAACUGUGGACCGACCCGGGCGUGCAGCAGUGUUUCGCGCGUUCCCGCGAAUACCAGCUAAACGAUUCGGCCGCAUACUAUCUGAAUUCGCUCGAUCGUAUCUCGCAGCUGAACUACAUCCCGACGCAGCAGGAUGUGUUGCGAACGCGCGUCAAAACGACCGGCAUCGUGGAGACACACUUUAGCUUUAAGUCCAUACAUUUCAAAAUGUUCGACGUCGGUGGUCAGCGAUCGGAGCGAAAGAAAUGGAUACAUUGCUUCGAAGGUGUAACGGCCAUUAUAUUCUGUGUGGCAUUAUCGGGCUACGAUUUAGUGCUUGCAGAGGACGAAGAAAUGAACCGUAUGAUCGAAUCGAUGAAGCUGUUCGAUUCGAUAUGCAAUUCCAAGUGGUUCGUCGAAACGUCCAUCAUACUGUUCCUGAACAAGAAGGAUCUGUUCGAAGAGAAGAUCGUACGAUCGCCGUUGACAAUCUGUUUUCCAGAGUAUAGCGGUUCCAACACAUACGAGGAAGCAUCCAGCUACAUCCGGAUGAAGUUCGAAAAUUUAAACAGACGAAAAGAUCAGAAGGAAAUCUACACCCACCUAACGUGCGCCACCGACACCAGCAACAUUCAGUUCGUGUUCGAUGCCGUCUCCGAUGUGAUCAUCAAGAAUAAUCUUAAGGACUGUGGGCUGUUUUAAGCAAAGGCAGGCACAUAUGGUGGUUAUACAGCUGUAUCAGCAGCAGCAGGAACAGCAGGGGCAGCUACAAUAGGGUACAGUGGUGUGGUGGUGUAGUCCACGAAACCAGAUUGACCCGUUGGUGUGCUUUUACCUAUUUUUCGUUACUAGUUUAAUUUAUAGCUACCAACAAAAGCUAUAUCCUCCUAUUAAUAUUUUCCUUAUGUAUUUUCCCUUUGUGUGGUCGUGAUAUGCGGUUAACAUAUCGCCCCAUUACUUAUUAUAUGUUCACGUAUAGAACAAUUCCCCAUACGCGGUAUUCAUUGCUUGGUGCCCUUAAGAACUUAAUUGAUCCUCUGCUGAUUUUGAGCCAUUUGUGGAGUUGGUUCCUGGGAAAUCAAUAAGCAACGACUAAAUUGACAACGGUUCCAACGUAAAUCAUGUUGGUCCCAUCUGGUAUUGUUCAUAGUGCUGCAGAGGCGUGCACCAAACAAAUGAAGGCUACGCAUCGGACUAUUCUUACAAUCGUAAUUUAAAACAUUCAUCACGAUGCUCCUUAUUUUCCCCCCAUUUUGGGGCACGCAUUCCUCCAAGCGGCCCUUUUUGUAAGCGUACAGGAUUUUUGUUUUCAUUUCUUUCUCGCAACUGCGUCUUGUUUUCCAAACUGCUUAUUUAUAAGCCUAGUGUUGUAAGAUUAUUUUCACAUUAUUAUCUUUUAAAAUUCGCCCCCUUAAUGUAUAGGUUAGUGUAGGCACAAAUUAAAUAGAUAUAGACAAAAGGGGAUGGUUGCGGGAGAAAGAGGGGAAGAGAUUGGUAGAAAUGAACAAUGGAGAUGUUUUGUUGACGAUUCUUCUUUAUGUAUGUGUAUGUGCUUAAUGUACGCUAGACUUCGAAGCAUAUUGAAUGCAAAAGUUGUAGGGAAGUAAUGAUGAAAGUGACAGUGUUUAUGAAAAGCAUUGAUCAGCCGCAUACACAUGCACAAUAGUUAGCAUCAGCUAGGAAACAACAAAAAAUCCACAAUUAUAAAUGGAUUUAUCGCGCAAACCCCAAAAAACCAACCCGUUACAAUACGAUCCCGAUAAAUGGACAAGAGUAGGUUUCGAGAUUAUCGAUAUUGUUACACGGAUACGCUCUUCUUGGACAAAGAUAAAGAGAAGCCUAGUCUCUUUUCGAAGUCUGUCCCAAUUUCCGUUUUAGAACGAAACACGCCGAAAGGUUUGCUAUUUUUAAUGUAUUUUUUAAGCCCAGGCAUCGCGUAGAGCUUUCAAAAAGAUUGAUUUUUUUUUCAUCAUUUUCUCAUUGUACUCUCUUGAUAUUGUCGAUUUAAGUCAUGGACAAGUGUCCCGUUUCCCGAAACCAUUGUCCCUUCUCCAAGAAGGGAAAGGCAUUUCAUUUCGUUGUUCAUUCACGUACUGUUCGCUUAUUUAAAACAGUUUUGUCUUUGCUUCGCAAUGUGUCUCCUUUGAAAGGGUGUAAAGCAUGCAACUCCUACCCCAACAUGUGCUGCAACACAGUAAAUGAGCUUCAUUAAUUCCAAUCGAAAUCGUUGCGCUAGGCUUAUCACCAGCAAAACGCAUACAUAUGUGAACCGGCUGGCUUAUUGUUGCGCACUAUAUCCGAUCCGCGGUGGAUCGAAAAAGCGAAGGGAGCAUUGUGUAUGAUCCAUGAUCGCGUGUGCACAAAUGUUGAUGAUCACACACUGUUGUUACCGAUCGCCGGUUAUUUAGAACGUAAGAGUUAAACGAAAACAAACGUGUAGCGCCAAUUCCAGCGCGUGUUUUUUCCCCCCAUUGUGGGACCGGCACCGGUUUUGAGAGGUUGCUAAAUUAUAAAGGAACAAAAAACGUUAAAAAACAAACACACAGAACAGCUAUUUCGUUUCUUCACCCAAACAGGGUAAAUAUGGGUUAGUAGACCUAUGCGACAGUGAUCGGGCGGUGUUUUCGGUGACAAAAUUUAAUCAGCAAAUCAUAUACAUACGCACAAAUGAAGUUUGAAACAUCUCAGCCAGAUGAUAGAAGAAUUUAUUUUGUAAUGAACGUACAUAUAUAACUAUAUAUAUACAUAUCUACAGUGGAACGCCGAUUAUCCGGGUGCCAUUUAACACGUUAAGCGCCGCAUCACUUUUGUGUUGUUAAUGGUUUGGUCGCCUGGCAGCAUCAUCCAAAGUCGGGUACUACUAAAUUCUGUUCAAAAAUCAAAGUAAGCUUUGACAGCGGUCCCACGGUAACUAUUGCUAUUUUUGACACGGCGUAGAACGUUUAAACCGGCUGCCUGAUUAUCCGUGCAGCUCGGAAAUAAUAGUUCCAAAGGAAAUUCGACAUAUUCCAUGCAGUAUCGCUGACGGAAAAAAAUAAAAACCCAAUUUUAUAAGAUAAAAAGAACUCAAAUUCUAAAUAACAAAACAACUACUUUUUUUUGCAACAAUAAACCACACACAGGAAAAAUAAAUUUGACGCUAAUUUUCAUCAUGAAAUAGGAAAUGUUCCUAUUAUCCGUGUCAUCCCACUAGCCAGCAGCGAGUCGAGUCCCGAUGUGCAAUUUCUGCAUUUUUAACACACUCCCUACGUUGUGAAAACUUGCUCCCUUACACUUUCGCAAACGACCUGUCUUUCGUUUCGUUUCAUGCCACUCGUUCAACGUCCUUCUUAUUCCGUAUUUUAUUUUAUUUUCGUCCUGUUCGUGACACGAUCAGAUCUAACUGUUUGAAAUUUCGUUCGAAACAUUUAACGUAUUAUUUUGAAAUAGAGUGUAAAUAGAAAAAUUAACACGUUGGAUAUCAGAUCAUCAGAACUGUACAUAUAUAUUUGUAUAAAAGAAAAUCAUAUUGAUGAUUCGCUGAAGGGAGAAAAAAUACAUUAAACACGAAUUUGUUUGUGGUGCGAUAUAACAACAAAAGUAGGAUAAAUUGUUAAGAACAAGGAUAUUGAAUUGGCUAACGGGAAGGAAGCUGUUAUCCGCUACCUUUAUCGCCUAAUCGCAUUAGCUACUACAGCGGCGUGAAAACCGGGGGUGGGCCACACGCUCUUAUCUGUUGUUUUCCCUCCCCUGUUAAUUCCCCUCAUAUAUUUGGCCAAAACGUUCGGGUAGUACCUUUACUUUUGUAUGCAAAUUUCGACAAAAUCUGCCCAAAAGAUAAUAGUGAAAAGGCCCCCCA